Mytilus californianus (California mussel) is the source of this 2235-nucleotide messenger RNA. RefSeq lists its product as uncharacterized. Bases 162 to 1859 code for a protein of 565 amino acids. Lineage: Eukaryota; Metazoa; Mollusca; Bivalvia; Mytilida; Mytilidae. Gene Ontology annotation, molecular function: zinc ion binding. The transcript has 2 exons. The record is from RefSeq and is a predicted model, not a curated record.
AGAUUGUCUGUUACAUAACUGUUAUGGUUACAUGUUUUUUUAUGUAGAAUACUCUAAAUAUCAAUGAUAUCAGUGUAGCAAUUAUCAAUUUGAUCAAUAUCAAAAAAGGGAAGUUGCUUUAAAUACAGAAAUGAAAGUAGAAUUUAUUUGAAAACUUUGCAAUGGCACAAUCUGCUGUAGAUGGAAAUAGCGAGAAAUUUGCAACACAUGUAAAUUGUGAAUUCUGUGAUACUAAGAAAGAAGUUAAAUGGAAAUGCUUAGACUGUGGGAAAAUUAUAUGUAAUGAAUGUAAAGACAAAAUCCACAAAAAAAUUAGAAGAGGAAAAUACCAUGAAAUAGUAGAGAUAAAAGAGGAUAAACAAGUAAAUUUUCCAGAGACUGAUUUCGUAAAUACAAAGUGUCAAUAUCAUUCUGAACAGUUAUAUUCUCAUUUCUGUAAGACAUGUGAAAAUCUUGUUUGUCUAAGGUGCAUAGUGAGAUGUCACAAGGGACAUGAACUAAUUGAAAUCAAUGAGAUGUAUCAUACUGAAAUUAACAGAUUGAAGAAAGGACAAAGUAUACUGCAAAAUGAUAUAACUAAAGCAGUAACUAAAAUGCACGAAGAAAAACAAAAACAAAUUUCAGAAAACUCAAUUUACUGCAAUUUGAAAGAAGAAAUUGAUACUCAAGAAAAAGCUUUGAUAAAUGCUGUUAAAGAAUAUGCUAACAUCUGUAGAAGUAAACUAGACACGAGCCACAAGGAAAUUUCAAUUAGUAUUGGAGAAAAUAUUGAUGCUUUAUCAAGAAAUAUAAAACAAUUUGAAGGAAAAUACAAUGAACUGGAGGACUGCCUUUAUACAGCUGAUAUUGCUGAUUUCUUUCACAAUGUUUGUGGAAUUGACAGACAAAUGUAUGUAGGAAAAGAAAAAACAAAAUCUACUUUCGACGUUUUAGCAAACUUUAUUCCAGGCGAUAUUUCUUUGUCACAUUUUGGUAAAUUAGAAAGUAAUGAAAACUGGUUUGAUUACCCAACUGUUGAUUUGAAUAUUAAUAAAGAAUACCAGACUGAACUUUGCAGAGUUGGUUAUUUAUUUCCAUGUACCGAUUCACUGUGGAUAGCUGAUAACAAAUAUCAAAUUCUGCAGAAAGUGAAACCAGAAGGUGAUAAAUUGAACAUAUUAUUUCAAUUUAACUUUCCAAUUUAUGGUAUUGCACUCACUGCAUCCAAUAAUCUUCUCCUAGCUACCGGAAAAUCCAGAUUACAACAAAUCUGUUGCAUUACUGGAAAGCUGACCGACUCUAUAUAUGAAGUACAACAAUUUUCUCCGUCUGCUAUCCAUGUUACCAGUGAAGAUAAAGUCAUAAUUGGAGGCAAAAGAAAGAAAACAGGAAGAAAAGCUUUGUUAGUAAUGAACGCUAAUGGGCAAGAAGAGACGGUGUACGAACUAGAUCAAGAAAAUCGACCUUUGUUUACUUAUCCAAGGAAAAUAACUGAUACAAGGAAUGGAAACAUACAUGUAAUAGACUAUAAACCAAGUGGUUUUAAAGGCAGCGUUGUUACACUUGGAAAGGAAGGUAAUAUUAUAAAUAAGUACAAAGGAGAUCCUAAUAUUAGUGUAAUGUCGGGAUUUAAACCGGUUGACAUAGUGACAACACCAAAAGACAAUGUUGUUUUGGCUGAUGUAGAUACGCAUACAAUUCAUUUCUUAAGUAAUUAUGGACAUUUACUUACAUAUUUCCAUACGAAUGAUAUUGGAAUAUUGUAUCCAUAUUCUCUUGAUUUCAACUUAUCUGGACAACAUAAUAUAGGAUGUGGCAGACUUCCAUGCAGUGAAACCAAAGAAGCCAUGAUAUAUAAAGUGACCAUUUCAGGGUGUUGAUGACUAUUCUUUAUCGUAAGAAAAUAAUGUUUUUGAAGUUAGUGUGUCCAUUUCAAAACUCAAAGCAGAUAAAUAUAACGAUGUAAUACAUCCGAGUAGCAUUCUUCACAUUUUGAUGGUAGAUACCAUGCAAACUAUGCAGUAUUUUAAACAAACUGAGCUUUUAUCUGCAGUAUCUUGUGUAUUUUUCUGAUCAAAAUUUAACAAAUAUUGGUAAAACCGAACUCCACGCUAAAUUCAAAAAGGGGUGAGUCCAAAACCUGACAAAAUCAAACGUUAGACUAUAUCAACCAAUGGAACGAAUGGAAAACAACUGUUAAAUUCCGGACGUGGUACAGACAUUUGUACAAAUUGAAGUAAAAUCAGUCUAGUCUGA